UAUCUCGAAAACUGCGCGAGAAUUCGCGGUUCCUAUGCACCGACUACGCCGGCGAUAGUAAGGUAGAAAAUCACUUUUUUAACGAUAACCUAAUGGCCGGAAGCUUAAUCCUAUAUAGGAGCAGGCUUUAUCUAAAGCGUUUUCUUAAACGUAAUCCUAAGUACUAUAUACGACGCCGGCGAGCCCUUAACGUCGAAAGGGCUAGUGCACUUAAUAAAACCGUGGUAGAGAGGCAUCUAAAAAAGAAGCUAUUUAAUGGAUCUAUCAUAAAACGCGAAUCUAUCACGGUUUUAGAGGCUAUUUCGGCUAAUGGUUUUACCUACCCGCCACUUAUAAUCCUAAGUCCUCUCGAUGUCGGUGUGUUUAGCGUAUAUAAACACUGUUAUAGUGAGGCUGUAGAAGCUACUAUAAUGACUAGAUGCCGUAAAUUCUCUAAGGAUAAAUUUCUACACUUAAUUAGAGAAAUUAGACGGAAAACCUUCCGCCUCUGGCCUAUUAAUCCUAAGCUUAUUACGGAUAAAUUAGAGUCCCAGUUAUUCACAACUGAAUCGGAGCUUAAGAAGGCCCUUGACGGCGAUUCUUCACAACGAUUAACUGCUCCGCAGUACGACGAGCUCACUAAAUAUCUCCAGAGUGGUGCUCGCUACGCCCGGUACGAUGCUUCUCGUCGUUAUGCAUAG
Molecule: messenger RNA, 680 nt
Organism: Penicillium robsamsonii
Lineage: Eukaryota; Fungi; Ascomycota; Eurotiomycetes; Eurotiales; Aspergillaceae
Exons: 7
Coding region: 93-680 (195 amino acids)
Source: RefSeq, a predicted model, not a curated record